This is a messenger RNA of Mytilus trossulus (common blue mussel), 1053 nucleotides long. Its product is annotated as immunoglobulin superfamily member 22-like. The record is from RefSeq and is a predicted model, not a curated record. NCBI's taxonomy places the organism in Eukaryota, Metazoa, Mollusca, Bivalvia, Mytilida, Mytilidae. The transcript is spliced from 6 exons. The coding region runs from base 1 to 1053 and encodes 350 amino acids.
AUGCAUUGUUUUCUGGAAGACCCUUCCAAUGUUGAGUACAUAGAAGGAGCAGACGCAAUAUUAACCUGUAAAGUCAGUCCUACAAGUCUACCUGUGAAAUGGUUUAAAGACGGCAAUGCUGUUGAACUAGACGAUAAUUGUGAACAGUAUAAUAAAGGCACAAAACACAUCCUUAGUAUCAAGCAUGCUAAAUCAGAUGACAGUGGAGAAUAUUGUGUGAAAGUAGGAAACUUUUCCCGAAAACUACAGCUGAAAAUUAAAGAUUGUUUUCUGGAAGACCCUUCCAAUGUUGAGUACAUAGAAGGAGCAGACGCAAUAUUAACCUGUAAAGUCAGUCCUACAAGUCUACCUGUGAAAUGGUUUAAAGACGACAAUGCUGUUGAACUAUACAAUAAUUGUGAACAGUCUAAUAAAGGCACAAAACACAUCCUUAGUAUCAAGCAUGCUAAAUCAGAUGACAGUGGAGAAUAUUGUGUAAAAGUAGGAAACUUUUCCCGAAAACUACAGCUGAAAAUUAAAGAUUGUUUUCUGGAAGACCCUUCCAAUGUUGAGUACAUAGAAGGAGAAGAUGCAAUAUUAACCUGUAAAGUAAGCCCUACAAGUCUACCUGUGGAAUGGUUUAAAGACGGCAAUGCUGUUGAACUAGACGAUAAUUGUGAACAGUCCAAUGAAGGCACAAAACACAUCCUUAGAAUCAAGCAUGCUAAAUCAGAUGACAGUGGGGAAUAUUGUGUAAAAGUAGGAAACUUUUCCCGCAAACUACAGCUGGAAAUUAAAGAUUAUUUUCUUGAAGGCCCUUCCAAUAUUGAGUGCAUAGAAGGAGAAGAUGCGACUUUGACCUGUAAAAUACGCUCUAAGGACCAAUCUGUAAAUUGGAUGAAAGAUGGAAAAGAAAAAUCAUUAAACGAAAAUUGUACAAUUUCCAAUCAAGGCACAAAAUACCACCUUACAAUAAAGAACGUUAAAUCAGGUGAUAGUGGAGAAUAUUGUAUGCAAGUUGGAAAAUUUUCAAAGAAAAUACAGCUGAAAAUUAAAGACUGUCGUGGGUGGUGA